Messenger RNA from Scomber japonicus (chub mackerel), 2846 nucleotides. RefSeq names its product sphingomyelin phosphodiesterase 1 (gene smpd1). Gene Ontology annotation, molecular function: acid sphingomyelin phosphodiesterase activity. Gene Ontology annotation, cellular component: lysosome. NCBI's taxonomy places the organism in Eukaryota, Metazoa, Chordata, Actinopteri, Scombriformes, Scombridae. The coding region runs from base 190 to 1986 and encodes 598 amino acids. Gene Ontology annotation, biological process: sphingomyelin catabolic process; ceramide biosynthetic process. The transcript is spliced from 9 exons. The record is from RefSeq and is a predicted model, not a curated record.
UGACUGGGGAGCACUUCAGAGGAAGGGCUUGUUUCGCUACAGUUUUGUGAAAGUGGAACCGGGGCUUGAAGCUUCCUGUCUAACCUGCCUGCUUUCACCCGGCGAGGCGACGACGGACAUCCGCUUCGGACUUUUUAAACAUUUUUGUAGAGGCGCAGAGGUUGCAGACCAAGACCAGCUGUCGGAACAAUGAAGCUCCCCACGCUGCUGCCCUCUUUCGGGCUGACAGCCUGUGCUCUCCUGUUAUUGUUGCCACUGUUAGGGUCCUGUCACCCAGCACAGACCUCAGACAAAUCCAAGCUGCUCAUGGAGCAGUUUAGCAGCAGAUUUAACUGGAAAAAUGUUAGCUGCCCCCUGUGCAAAGCUGUCUUCACCAUCCUUGAUAUCGCUCUUCUGAGCGAUGCAAAUGAAGAGCGAGUGGCACAAGCAGUAGGCAAAGCAUGUAUCCAUCUCCAUCUGGCUGAUGAGGUGGUGUGUCAUGAAAUCACAGAGUUGUUCAGGGAUGACUUCAUCCGGGCCCUCCAGCAGUCUUUGCUGUGGCCUACUGAAGCGUGUGCCGUGCUGGUGGGGCCUUCCUGUGGCAAAUUUGACAUCUACGCAUCCUGGAACAUCACCUUGCCUAAAGUUCCUAAACCCCCUGUUACACCACCAUCUCCUCCCAAACCUGGUUCUCCAAAGAACAGGGUCCUAUUUCUAACUGAUAUCCACUUGGAUCAGGAGUAUGAAAAUGGCAGCUCAGCAGACUGUAAAGACCCUCUGUGUUGCCGUAAAGACUCUGGCUCUCCCAGCUGGCGGCGGAGGGAGGCUGGGUACUGGGGAACCUAUAGUAAGUGUGACCUGCCACUACGGACAGUGGAAAACCUCCUGGAAAACGUUGCCAGAGCUGGACCCUGGGACUGGGUCUACUGGACUGGAGACAUACCAGCACACAAUGUUUGGUCUCAGACCAGGAAACAACAGCUGUCUGAACUGACCGUCGUCUCCAGGCUCAUCCACAAACACCUGGGACCUGAUGUAACAGUUUAUCCUGCAGUAGGAAACCAUGAGAGUACACCAGUGAACAGCUUCCCACCACCUUUUGUUCAUGGCAACAGAUCCUCUGCCUGGCUCUAUGAGACCAUGGCAAAGGAGUGGGCACCAUGGUUGCCAGAGCAGGCUUUAAAGACUCUGAGAUACGGAGGAUUUUAUACCAUGGAGAUUCAGCCAGGCCUGAGGGUGGUCUCACUCAAUAUGAACUUUUGUGCUCGAGAAAACUUCUGGUUGAUGGUGAAUUCUACCGAUCCUGCUAACCAGCUGCAGUGGCUAGUCCAUAUUCUCCAGGCCAGUGAGGACAAGGGAGAAAAGGUGCAUAUUAUUGGUCACAUUCCACCUGGCCUGUGUCUUGGCAGCUGGAGCUGGAACUACUAUCACAUUAUCAACAGAUAUGAAAGUACAAUUAGUGGGCAGUUUUUUGGCCAUACACAUCUGGAUGAGUUCCAAAUGUUCUAUGAUGAGGAAACCAUGACCCGCCCAUUAGGAGUGGCAUUCAUCGCUCCCAGUGUCACUACCUUUGUUAAUCUUAACCCAGGUUACCGUGUCUACUAUGUUGAUGGGAAUUACCAAGACAGCUCUCGGCUGGUGCUUGAACAUGAAACUUAUAUCCUCAACCUCACAGAGGUAAACCACAGUCCAGGACGGCCAGGUAAACCUGAACCGAACCCAAAAUGGACUUUGCUGUACCGUGCCACUGAAGCUUAUGGUCUUUCCAGUCUGUUCCCCUCUGACUGGAACGGGCUGAUAAAGACCUUUUUCAGUGAUGACCAGGUCUUCCAGAAGUUCUGGUACUUCAGACAUAAAGGACAUGUCUCAGAGCCCUGCAAAGAGACCUGCAAAACCACAGUGCUCUGCUUUCUGCGAAGUGGGAGAUAUGAUGAGCUGGAACAGUGCGACCUCCUCAAUGGAUUUGGGGGAAACUUAGCCAGGGCUGCUAGAACAACCCUUUGUUGAUUUGAGGAAGUUUGGACUGGAUGGGUAGUGGGGCAAGGAAAGCAAUAUGACCAAAUAUGAAAUUGAGCCUAAAAGUUCCUCUUUGUUUCCUGUGGCUAUUUAAUCAGAUAGGAUUGUUAUAUUUGUUAGAUUCCUAUGUCAUUUGGGAGCCAUUACAGUUAGUUUGUGGAUUUCAUAAACCUGACAAGAGUUUCAAUGGUUCUCAGAUAUGCCUUGUGUUCACUGAUUGUAUUUGGCAAUAGGCCUUGGGUUUGUCAACUGCUUGAAAUGUGUUUUGUUUACUGGAAAUGAAAAGAACGACUGAGCUAGUAGGUAGUUUGUUCAGAGUCAAUACUUUUGGCAGUAGAUUGUGCAGUUCUACUGUAAUGGGUGCCUUGUUUUGUCCUGCAACUAUAAAAGCUGCUUACAUACUGUGUUACUACAGACAAUGAGUUUAAUAAAACUACAGUGUUCAUCAAAGGCUCAUCAAACUUUGCUUUGGGAGUAAUGGACCUUGUCGAUAAUUUCUCAGGUUUGAGUUUAGCUGAUGUAUACAGCAUGCAGUGAGUGUUAAAUUAAGACAAUUUUGACAAUUCAUAAGUAGCACAGUUAUGGUCAGUUUCUCAAGUAUCUAACUUUAAUGCACAGCAUUUCCCUUUUGAGGUUUACUUCUGUCUGCACUUUAAUUUUUGGUUGGGCAGUUCACUUGAGGAUUGAAUCCAGAACAGUAUUGAUAGACACACAGUGCAAGAAGCAUGAGAACGUACUCAUAUCUUUGUCUGUGUCAUCUGUGUUGUUCAGUGUGUGACAAGUCAUGCAGCUUGUAAAAUGAGCAAUAAUUGGAAGAGAUUGUAUGAAUUAUGUAUAAAAGAUUAAAUCUG